This is a messenger RNA of Lathyrus sativus (Indian pea), 1980 nucleotides long. The record is from the annotation of a GenBank genome assembly. Lineage: Eukaryota; Viridiplantae; Streptophyta; Magnoliopsida; Fabales; Fabaceae.
AUGGAGGAGGGCAUGGAAUUGCAACUUUCCCUUGACAAGCUCCCAAUCAAGCGCUUGGAUUCCAUUGAAGAAAAUGGAAUUGAACGAUUCCCUUUAGAUGUGGAUUAUGAUGAAAAGAGAACCUCUCUGAUCAGGCGAAUUGACUUCGCCUGGGCCAUUGAGAAGGAUGAGGAGAAGAAGAAGCAGAAGAAGAGCUCAAAGGAGGCCUCAACACCAUGGCAAUGGCAAGGCAUGGUGGAGAAUUUGCAGUUGGCUCAUCAGGAGCUUUCUGUCAUCAUAGAUAUCAUUAACACUGUGGAAGCAAAUGAUGCAGUAGCUGUGGCUAGCAUGAACAGGCCAAAAUCAUUACCAAAUGAAACUUUGUCAGAUCUUGCUGUAUCUGCAGCCUCCAAGCUUCAAUGCUACCGUCAAGUUGGGAAAUAUUUCAAGCAAUCUGCCAAAGCUUUUGAACAGCAGGUUGCUCGGGAAGCUAGGUUUUAUGGUGCCCUUAUCAGAUUGCAGCAAAACUGGAAAGUAAAACGGCAACGACAGACAUCUUUAGUUCCAGGGAAUGAAGGAUUCACUUUCGAUCUCUUUGAUAACUCGUAUGAUCAAGGAGCUAUUUUUCGGUCACCUCAUAUGUCCACUGUUCGUGUCAAUCAUGAUGCAGCUGGGAUGCUGGCAAUAAAUGUGUCUCCCGAGUUAUGUCAUUCUCUCCAAUUUGGUUUUGUCGGUGCACAGCCAGAUGACAUGCAGAAGAAAUCCAAUGAAGACAAAUCCCACUUACCUGGUGAGGAUUGCUUGGAAGAAUCAGGAAUAGAAUCUUCAAAUGAUGAGAAGUGUGUGAAGAAAACACAUUUUCUCCUUCGUGAUGUACAUAAAGCAAUUUUCAACGAGCAGGUGUUUGAUUUGGUGAAUCGAGAAGCAUUUAACACAUCUGCCGGUUACACUCUGACUGGAAUAAGGGAAAAUUAUUUACAAUUAAGUUUAGGUCAAGGAACCUCUGUGUACUUGUCACUGGUGUCCUCUGGUCAAGAUCGUCAUAGAGUUGAAGGUGAACUUACCAAUAAUGCAAAUGAUGCAUUUUCAACUUUGGAGUCGUCUGACGUGUUGAUGCAUGAUGCCCAACAAAACACCCUUAGGAAGAAUGGGCAGCAUUCUAAUUCCUCAUGCUAUGAGAUUUACAUUCAACAGAUUUAUCACGAGCAUAUAUUUGGAAAAGACAGCGAAAAACAAAUUUCCUCUGGUAAUCGUUUAUCUGGUGCACAGGCAAAAGAUGGAUCAACUCUUCUUGGUCACUUUUUCAUGUCUUUGUCUCAUAGGAUAAUUUCAAGUAAAAUUCUUGCAGAGCUGGAAAAUGUGGUCUUCAAGGUCCCUUAUCUCCAACUAAUUUCCAAUCCCACAUGGCAGUCUCGGGAGUCAUCAUGGACCUUAUUCAUGGAGGUUCCUUCAUCUAUUCUUCGCGGUUGCCAAAUCAAAACAUCAGAUCAUUUUGAUAAAAAUGCUAUCAAGCGUCAGUUUUGGAUUAAGGUCACGGUAAUUGAUGAUUGCAUCAAUGUUAAAGCAGAAGGUUCUCCUAAUGUGGCGGGCCUGUUCAAGGGAAAAUCUGAGGAUACCCACUCAAUAAACCAAUAUAAUUGCAACUUAGCUGAUCUUCCUGUGAUUAUUUUGCAGCAGGUGGCCAGCCAGAUUGUUAAUUGGCUAUAUUACGAAGCUCUGAUGGUUGGGAUAAAGGCAAAUCGGGACUUCUUAUGCUUAUCGUUUGAACUGGAGCAGGGUGAAGCACUCGGCCUUGUCGCAAAUGUGGAUCCAGAAGAUAAUGAUGGCUGUAUAUCUUGGUGGUUAGUCAUGGACGAUAGUUUUGCAGAGGUGCAAAAGCUUCAUACCAACCUCACUGAUGGUGCCUCUGAAUAUAGGAAAUUCUUAGGUCCUUUGUCUCUUGAUUUGUUAUAUGCUACCCUGAUAGAUUUAAUUGCCCUUGUUAGUGGCAGUGGCCAAUGA